CGUACGCCGGCGAGACAUCAAAGUCUCGUUUCCUCCCUCGUUCCGUCUCAUUCUUCCCCAUCCUUCUUCCAACCCCUCCUCUUCAAUCUCCUCCUCCUCCAGCUGCUGCUCCCUCCGUAUUUUUUUUUGUUGAGACCCUGUCUCUCGCGCCAGCAAGGAGCGGCUCUCGCUUCGCUCUGCUUCUUCCGUUGAAUCUUCCUCGGUUUCGUGGGUCGCCGCAGGAGGUGCUGCUGCUGCCGCUGUUGUUGUUGUUGUUGGAGGCCAGUGACGGGAGAACGGAGGAGGAGGAGGUCACAGCCAUGGCCGAGGAGACGCCCGAGAUCAAGGACUCCUCUCGAAAGUCUAAAAAGAGAGGUAAAGACCGCAGCGAAGAUGAGCUCACGCGUCUCUUCUCUGGAGACGGCGUGAGCUACCGAGCCAAGAUCAUCGGCUCUGACCCAGUGCCUGGUCCCUCCGGACACAAGAUCUGCCAGGAUGCCAUGAUGAAGCUCAAGGCAGUGGCGUCGGCCUCGCGUUCCCGGGGCCAGCACAAGCAGCGCGUGCUUCUCAGCGUCUCCUUCAAGGGCAUCCGCAUCUCUGAUGAGAAGAGUGGAACCACCGAGUACGAGCACCCAAUUGGCUUCAUCUCUUACAUCGCCCGCGACGUCUCGGAUCCGCGCGCCUUCGGCUACGUGUGCGGAGCGUCCGGAGCCCACUGUUUCUACGCCGUCAAAACUGUGCAGCAGGCCGAGCCCCUGAUCAUGGACAUUCACGACGUCUUCCAGCUGCUGGGCAGCAGGAAAGGGCAGCAGCCCCAGGUAGCUGGGGGAGACGCGACCUCGCAACUCGACGAACAGAAUAACUUUGAGCAAGUGGCUUUGUUUGGGGAGAUCAGCACCUCCGUUGAGCCCCACUCUCCCAUGACCCCCGCUGAAGAAGGGUGGUCGAACCCCACCUGGGGGUCGCCGUGCAACAUCCCAGUGCUCAUCGGGGACCCCGCGAGACUCCGGAGUGAGUGCCCCCCCGGGGGCCCUGGCUCAGUGGCUCACGCGGGAGGCAGCACGGCCGGGAAUGUCACAAUGUUUCUGGACGGGACGUGCGGAGGCGAGACCGACACAGACGACCCCGAUCCUGCGUCUGUCCAGGCCCUGGACAACAUGGAUAUAUACGCAACCGUCUCCAAGCCCUCCCAACCACAGGUGCAGCAGGGUGGCGAUCCCUUCACUCUUCCGCCGCUCUCCUUCGACGAUGAUUUCGCAGCCUCCGUGGGGCAUGCAUUGCCGGCGGCUUCGGCGGGGCCACCCGGCGGUCCCGAGUCGGGCAGGGCCCCACUGAGCAUCACGAUUCCCGCACCUCGGGGAGCCGGGCUUCCUGUGUCGGCCACGGUGAACAGCCCAACUUCUCUGGCUGGAACUCCUCAAGCUGUGCCACCUUCAGGUGUACUAGGAUUGCAGCAGCAGCAGCAGCAGCGACAACAGCAGCGGCAGCAGAAGCAGCAUACAGCGCCCUGGAUGCCGCAGAUGACCCAAGCAGCUGCUGUUCUGGCGAGCAUGGCCAGUCAAGCGACCGCGCAGCAACACUCGGCGUCGUCGCAGGCCGCACGAGCCGACGUCUACAGGGAGGCGUUUGCAGGCCUCGAGCAGCCGGCGGCGCCUGUCUCUCAAGCGGCGUGGCCGUCGCCAGGUCAAACUGGCCAGCAAGCGUGGCCAUCGCCGGGUCAGGCUCCCCAGCCAGCGUGGCCCUCACCGGGUCAAACUGGCCAGCAAGCGUGGCCCUCUCCACACCAAGCAUUUCAGCCAGAGUGGCCCUCACCGGGUCAAACUGGCCAGCAAGCGUGGCCGUCGCCGGCUCAGGCUGCCCAGCAAGCGUGGCCUUCUCCACACCAAGCAUUUCAGCCAGAGUGGCCUCAAGACCAAGCCUUUCGGCCCGUGUGGCCAUCCCAAGAGCAGGCCUUUCAGCAGCCCAGCUGGCCGGCCCACCACGUGGGGCCCGGCAGUGGCGGCGGCGGCGGCGGCACCCAGCCAUUCGGCGUGGGCGCGACGCCAGAGCUGGAGUUGGAGCUGGCCCUGGGCGGGGAUCCCGUGGUGAGCGUCUUCCCGGUGGCCGCCCCCCGACCGCAAGCCGCCCCCCAAGCCGGGCCCGCGCGGCCCCCCGCAAGUGCGGGGCCGGACCCGUUCAGCGGCCUCAUGGGAGGUGUGCAGGCCACCGCCAAGUGAGUGGCCACCCUUUGGAUAUGGAGUGAACAGAGCAUCGCGGCGUGACCACGCGCAUACAACUUCUCUCCGUUUUCGCGAACACCUUCCCACACACCUGUACUGCUCGGCCCUGGAUUGAGACCAUCCAUCGCUCCCUCGGCGUUUCCAACAUGAUGUGUUCAUCUUCGCCGGCCAAAUACACAAACAUGCUUGACGAUUGCUGAACACGGCACGUGGACUCUCUUAAUGUCCACCGGUGCCCUCUCCAAGUCGCGCGGUACAAGAUCUUUGGUAGUUGGAAUCAGGCUCUGCAGACAAAGCCCCUUCCAUACAAUAUAGCCGCCACAAACUUUCGAGGCAAGUGCUGUUCACACGGGGGGCGGGAUGCCAGCAACCGCUCCCGGCCGCCUUUGUCUCCCCCGUGGAAAACCACGACCGCCACCGUCACCAGCAGCAUCACUCUCACGUAGCUAUGGAAACACACGUUCACACCUACACACACGCAAACCAACAUCUCCCCGUUUCAAUCAGCUCUCUGUUUCACGUGGGAAGUGUUUGUUUAGCAUCUGACGCGCGAAGCGUGGAAAGACUUCCGUUUAUGUUUGGAUGGAAAAUAUUGGUCAAUGUUGAGAAGGUGGGCCGUUGUGAGCGGCGACUGCUGGAGUCAGAACAUCCUGCUUUCGAUUUCCACAGAUGUUCAGACCCUUGACUUUGUACGCUAUGUUACCUGUACCAGUGAUACAGUGCCAAUCCACGAUUACAAAUGCACUUACAAAAAUCCAGAAUUGCACGUGAAAAUUGUACUUAGAUUAGUCAAUAGAUUGAAAACUCAUUUCUUUCGAACUGCUUUUUGUGUUUAGUUUGUUGUCCUUCCCCCCGCACCUCCGAUUCAGCACGGUUGGCUACGUACGGUGCGAAAGAAGUUCAACAACACGCAUUCGACACAUGCAGCGUACAUCAACUUUGUCUCGUUUUGCGCAACUGUCAGUACAUUUCAACACGUGUGGGUUCAGAAUAAACUUCUUGGUAAAUGCUAAGUUUCUGUAUUUUACGUAAAAAAAACUUACAACAAUAAUAAAAUACUUUAAUAAUAUGAAA
This is a messenger RNA of Lethenteron reissneri (Far Eastern brook lamprey), 3272 nucleotides long. RefSeq names its product disabled homolog 1-like. The record is from RefSeq and is a predicted model, not a curated record. Gene Ontology annotation, cellular component: cytoplasm; intracellular membrane-bounded organelle. Lineage: Eukaryota; Metazoa; Chordata; Hyperoartia; Petromyzontiformes; Petromyzontidae.